AUGAUGGAGCAGAACUCUGCAGCGACAGACACUCCACGAGGAAAGAGGAAGAGAGCAGAGGAGGGAUACAGCCAGAGUGCCGAAGAGGGAACAAGCAAUGUUCCCAACACUGAAGCCCCGGCAGGGAAGAAAAGGAAGGGGGCAGUGAGCUGGCCCGAAACAUCGACUCAGGGACAGAAGAAGGCCUCCGAGUCAGAAGCUCCUCAUGGAAAGAGGAAGAGGUCUGAAGAGGAAUGCAGCCAGGGUGAGGGACCAAGCAAGGUUCCCAUCACUGAAGCUCCGGCAGUGAAGAAGAGAAAAGAAGCAGUGAACCAGCCCGAGACGUCAACUAAGAGCCAGAGCAACGCCACCGAGCCAGACACCUUUGAAUCCCGCUAUGUGGUUGGAGACAAACUGGGCGAAGGAAGCUUUGGUUCGGUCUUCGAAGGAAGACGCGUUUCCGAUGGCCUACAGGUGGCCAUCAAAUUUGUCUCAAAACGGGAAAGAGACCUGUAUCUGCAAAGCCCUGUUGAGUCCAAGGCCGUGCCAGUGGAAGUGGCUCUGAUGCAGAUAAUGAGCCAGCCGCCGGUCUGCAAGAACAUAAUACAGCUGAUCGAGUGGUUUGACGAGCCUAAGAGAUACAUCCUGAUCUUGGAGCGCCCUGACCCUUCCGUGGACUUAAGAAGUUUCCUGAAUAAUCAUGGAAACUGUGUGGAUGAAGAGACGGUCCGAGCCAUAAUGAUCCAAGUAGUGGAGGCAGCGAGCCAGUGCCGCAUGCGAGGUGUCCUGCAUCGUGACAUCAAAGAGACAAACUUGCUGAUCAACACGGACACCUCAGAGGUCAAGCUUAUUGACUUCGGCUGUGGUGACCUGAUCAAGAUCACGGAGUAUGACAAAUAUACAGGCACGGCUCAUUACUGCCCUCCUGAGUUUUUUGCGACGGGGAAGUAUCGCGCUGAUCCUGCAACAGUGUGGUCACUAGGUGUCCUGCUGUUCAGGAUGGUUGGUGGAUACCGAUACCGUCCCUUCGCUAACAAAGUAGAUACCGUGUUAGGGAUUUGCAAGGUGAAGGACGGCCUGUCUACAGAAUGCUGUAAUCUGAUUCGUUGGUGCUUGGAGCGGAUCCCAUCCUGGAGGCCUAGUUUGCAGCAGAUCAUGCAGCAUAAGUGGUUCCAGCGCACCAUCCAGGACUAG
This is a messenger RNA of Colossoma macropomum (tambaqui), 1173 nucleotides long. Its product is annotated as serine/threonine-protein kinase pim-1-like. Gene Ontology annotation, biological process: protein autophosphorylation; negative regulation of apoptotic process; regulation of mitotic cell cycle. Gene Ontology annotation, molecular function: protein serine/threonine kinase activity; ATP binding. The transcript has 8 exons. Bases 1 to 1173 code for a protein of 390 amino acids. Lineage: Eukaryota; Metazoa; Chordata; Actinopteri; Characiformes; Serrasalmidae. The record is from RefSeq and is a predicted model, not a curated record. Gene Ontology annotation, cellular component: cytoplasm.